GGGUAAUAAUAAUAAAACCCUGUCACUCACUCAUACCCCAAUUUUCAUUCCCGCUGAUUCCCUUCUCUCUCUUCUUUCUCUCUCUUCUCUCUCUCUCUCUCUCUCUCCUCUUGUGCUUCAGAUUCUCACUUCAAUAGUCAUAAACACACAUACACAGAAACAUUUUCUUAUUAAAUUAACCAUUACGAAUAUCUGCUAAUUCAAAAGUAGUAAUUGGGGGGCCUCAUGAAGAAGAAACCCUAACACCUGAACAAAAACCCUAAUUUGCUCAAUCUCCGUUUUAAUUUCGCCGCAGAAGCGUUGAAUUAUUAGGGUAUAUUCCUGGGUUUUGAAAAAUAAACAAAAAGAGGAAGAAUUGCUGCCGAAAAGUUUAUCCAUGGAAGGCAUUCCGCAUCCGAUACCGAGAACUGUUGAGGAAGUAUUCAACGAUUUUAAAGGGCGUAGAGCUGGCCUCAUCAAAGCUCUCACACAAGAUGUCGAGAAAUUUUAUCAGCAGUGUGAUCCUGAAAAAGAAAACCUCUGUCUUUAUGGGCUUCCAAAUGAGACAUGGGAAGUGAACUUGCCUGUUGAGGAGGUGCCUCCUGAACUGCCGGAACCAGCACUUGGAAUAAAUUUCGCUAGAGAUGGGAUGCAAGAAAAGGAUUGGUUAUCUCUUGUUGCAGUUCACAGUGACUCGUGGCUGCUCUCGGUUGCAUUCUACUUUGGUGCACGUUUUGGAUUUGGUAAAAGUGAAAGGAAGAGGCUUUUCCAGAUGAUUAAUGAUGUCCCAACCGUAUUCGAAGUUGUGACAGGUGCUGUUAAGCAGGCGAAGGAGCAGUCCGCCACUCCACACAACAACAGCAGCAAGAACAAAUCUAAUGCGAGAAUGACAUGUCGGGAUUCCAUGCCAAAAGGUGUAAAAGUAUCGGCACCAAAGGACGAGGAUGAGAGUGGAGAGGAGGAAGAGGAAGAAGACGAACAGGGAGCAGCAUUAUGUGGGGCGUGUGGAGAUAAUUACGCCACCGACGAGUUUUGGAUUUGCUGCGAUAUUUGUGAAAGAUGGUUCCAUGGCAAAUGUGUGAAGAUCACACCUGCAAAAGCCGAACAUAUCAAGCAUUACAAAUGCCCUAGUUGCAGUAACAAGAGGGCUAGAGUUUAAUCCCCACCGUGAUGGAGGAAAAAUCGAGGGAUCAAUAGCAAUCAUUAUUUUAGUCUUUAACUUGUGUCAUCAAAAUUAGAAUAUCUGCUGAUGGGAUCUCAAUUAUCUUUUGAACUCCUUUCUUAUAUUUGGUUUUCGUGUUUCUUUGAACAUCGUUUAGGGAUCUUUUAUGAGAAUAUUCUCUUCUUUUUUUUCGUGUUUCUUGAACUUAGUUAAAUGUUUUCUCUGCCGCAGCAGCUUUACUUGUAGUCUUGAAGAACUACAGCUAUUUUAGAUUACUAAUGAUAUAUGUAGCAAAGUGCAUCAAGUCUGCACAACUUUCUUGAGAGUAUGCUAUCGAAAUUUUUGUUGCUUCUUUA
Erythranthe guttata (spotted monkey flower) is the source of this 1497-nucleotide messenger RNA. It is a transcript of the gene AL6, whose product is annotated as alfin-like 6. NCBI's taxonomy places the organism in Eukaryota, Viridiplantae, Streptophyta, Magnoliopsida, Lamiales, Phrymaceae. The record is from RefSeq and is a predicted model, not a curated record. Gene Ontology annotation, biological process: regulation of DNA-templated transcription. Gene Ontology annotation, cellular component: nucleus. Gene Ontology annotation, molecular function: transcription cis-regulatory region binding; histone binding; transcription coregulator activity.